Molecule: messenger RNA, 408 nt
Organism: Homalodisca vitripennis (glassy-winged sharpshooter)
Lineage: Eukaryota; Metazoa; Arthropoda; Insecta; Hemiptera; Cicadellidae
Exons: 1
Coding region: 1-408 (135 amino acids)
Source: RefSeq, a predicted model, not a curated record
AUGAACUUCUACAUAAGAAAACAAUUUGGAUUCACGACGGGUAAAAGUACCGGAGAGGCAAUAAGUUUUUUCGUGUCGGAUAUUGUGACCGAGCUGGAUCAAAAUCGGCGGACUGUGGGGGUUAUGAUGGAUUUGACAAAAGCGUUCGACUGUGUCGGUCACCCACAGCUUCUGGAGUGUCUAAGGUGUCUCGGUCUGGGGCGCUUGGCUCUACAGUGGUUGAACUCUUACCUAACUCAGAGAGAGCAGUGUGUGCAGGUUCGAGGGUUAGUCGUUCAUCGUGGCUCCAGUCAAUUUUGGUGUCCCUCAGGGUUCGAUCUUGGGACCAGUACUCUACAACCUGUAUGUAAACAACUUACCCCCAAGCGAUCCCACAUAACCAGCUUGUUAUGUACGCUGAUGACAUAG